This is a messenger RNA of Dicentrarchus labrax (European seabass), 3741 nucleotides long. RefSeq names its product jnk1/mapk8 associated membrane protein (gene jkamp). Gene Ontology annotation, cellular component: membrane. NCBI's taxonomy places the organism in Eukaryota, Metazoa, Chordata, Actinopteri, Moronidae. Gene Ontology annotation, molecular function: ubiquitin protein ligase binding. The record is from RefSeq and is a predicted model, not a curated record. The transcript is spliced from 7 exons. The coding region runs from base 86 to 1009 and encodes 307 amino acids. Gene Ontology annotation, biological process: response to unfolded protein.
CGUCCGCAUCCGGUUUCGGUAGCGAAUGAAAAUACGGUAGCACUGAGGCGAGAACACCUUGUUUUUCCUCAUUAUUUGUCUCACCAUGGCUGUGGCCAUGAGCUCAACGUGUCCAGGCCUGUACUGUGGCAGGGUGAUGGUGAACGGAUCAGUGGAGGGAGAGUGUGGCGUUUGUCCUCGCGGAGAGCGGACCAACCUCCAGAAGGUGUGUGAGCGCUGCACCGAGUCCCCCGAGCUCUACGACUGGCUCUAUCUGGGCUUCAUGGCCAUGUUACCACUAGUGCUGCACUGGUUCUUCAUCGAGUGGUACUCUGGGAAGAAGAGCUCCAGUGCUCUGCUGCAGCACAUCACAGCCAUGUUGGAGUGCAGUGUGUCGGCCGUGGUCACCCUGCUGGUCACAGAGCCGGUGGGAAAGCUCAGCAUCCUUUCCUGCCGAGUCCAGAUGCUGUCGGACUGGUACACCAUGCUGUACAACCCCAGUCCAGACUAUGUCAACACGUUACACUGCACCCAGGAGGCCGUCUACCCGCUCUACACCAUUGUGUUAAUCUACUACGCCUUCUGCCUGGUGCUGAUGAUGCUGCUGCGCCCCCUGUUGGUGAAGAAGAUAGCAUGCGGCCUGGGCAAAUCUGACCGCUUCAAGAGCAUCUACGCCGCUCUGUACUUCUUCCCCAUCCUCACUGUGCUGCAGGCCGUGGGCGGAGGGCUGCUCUACUAUGCAUUCCCCUACAUCAUACUGGUCCUGUCUCUGGUCACACUGGCUGUCUACAUGUCUGCCUCUGAGAUACAGUCGUUCAAGAACCUGGUUGCUAAGAAGAAGCGUCUGGUAGUCCUGUUCAGCCACUGGCUGCUCCACGCGUACGGCAUCAUCUCCAUCUCCCGGUUGGACAAGCUGGAGCAGGACCUGCCGCUACUGGCCCUUGUGCCCGGCCCCGCCCUGUUCUACAUAGCCACGGCCAAGUUCACGGAGCCCAGCCGCAUCCUGUCUGAGGGCGGCAACGGACACUGAGCUCCUCUGCUGACAAAUCCAACACUGAUACUGACACUGAACACUUUUCAUAAAGUGCUGCAGCUUCCAGUAGUGAGCCAUCAGACUGACAGCAGUAUGUAGUGGGUAAUCCAGUGGGGUUGACUGGGGUUCAGUUUCAGGGCUGAUGACCAUAGAGUGAUGACAUCGUGGGCACGCUGUUGAACUGCUAGUGUGCAGGUACAUUAAAGGUAGAGUUGCACAGUAAGUGAUAACCAUUAAGUGUUUUUGUGUAAUUCCAUUCAUGAUUUGCAAACAGGACGAAUGGUCAGUUCACACAGCUGAAUGCCACCUUAUCCUUAUUUAAAUAACAUUCAGAUCUUUCCAUGGCAGAAUGACUUCAUGCAAACGAAGUGUUCACUCUUUGUUUUUCCAAGCUGAGAACUGCUCACUGGUUGUGUUUCCAUCAGCGUAUUUUGAAAGUUUAAUGGAAACGGCAAAAUUAGAAAAAAACUUUGCUCACUUACGCUCUAAAGUUUUUGUGUUUGCUUGAGAUGGUUUUUGUCUUUUAGGAAAAAGAGUUGAUGCUCUUAAUGGGAGAUGGAGACACUUUCUCUGAAUAAGUUCUGACAUAGUGAACGUUUAAGUCACAUGACGAUGAGCUGUUUCUGCUCCGGCAGUCUCCUCAUCGCUCCGACGGCUCUGUAAUACAUCCAUGAUCUCUGCACACAGCUCUGAAGGAACCGUCCUCACAUUAAUACGCUGGCGCUCUUUUAAUGGCGUCAUCUUGUUGCGCCCUCUGCUGCUGGUUUUCCAACUGGAGAAUUGGUGCCACCUACUGCUUAUCUCUAUGAACUGACUCCUAAUAAUUAUGUAACGGUAUUAGAUUGAAGCAAGGAUUCCAUCUGGAUGGAAAACCUGGCUGCUGAGUGCUCACAUAACUGUUUACAUUUCAUGUUAGCACAGUUGCAACCAAUGUGUCUGUUCACUUUAAACAAAUAAAGCUAUCGAUCAUUUUUUUAUUAAUUCUGCUACAGUCCAAGAAGAUGAUGACAAAUGACAAGUUACGUCUUUAAAUGACUCCUUUAGUUUGAGCAGCAGUCCUAAAAUCCAAUCCAAUAGAUUCAGUUUACAGUCAGAAUGUGGGGAGGUUGCAGCUCCACACUGUUUGGUAUUUUAAUUUGAUAAAUAACAAUUCAUUGAUUAUUAUUUUUCUGGUUCUACAUCUGAUUCGGUUCAGUUCAGAUUUGGAAAAUCAAAUCCUAAAUUCACUGUUCCCAUUUUGUUCUAUAUGUACCUGACAUGAACCCAGAGACUGCUGUGUAUUUUACUGACCUUAAUUGUGUUUGUUGUACAGAUAAAAUAACAGUGAAAUGUACAGAAGCAGCCGUCUUAUUUUGGUGCUUCUGGGAUGCUGUUUUGUUCUCCGUGUCCGAUCCUUCCAAUGGCCUUCAGUGGUUGUUGAGUUGAAGCUGCUAAUGCACUGUCUGUGUAUAUUGUUGUAAAUACAUGUAUCCCUGUAAAUAGUGGAUUUGCGACAUGCACACAAGCUCCAAUUACAAAUGAACAAUAUUUAAAGCUGCAUACAAUUUGUCAUAUUUGCUAAAACUGAUUUAUCCUGAGAGUUCUACAUGAGACAGAUAAUCUGUGCACAAGAGCUCCUCCUAGGGCUCGUAAUGGUAUUUGCAGGAAUGAGCAUUGAUUUCCCUGGCUUGUUCUGUGGUUGUUGUGGCCUAAAGUGACUUCACGGCAUAUUUUCUAAAAUUUGCAAUGCACGUUUUAUGUUUUUAGACAUAGUUUUACAAUGAAAUUGCGAAAGAAAACAUAAAAAAUGGAAGGCAAUUUCUUCCAGUGACAAUUAAGUCAUAGUAGCUAGUAGUUUGGUGCCAUACGUUGGCUCAACGUUUUGCGUGGGGGACUGUUAUGAUUGGGGAAACUACAAUGAUGGUGAGUGAAGAUGAUUUUCACAGAUUAUCUGUCUCAUGUUCUACUGUCAGGAUAUAGUGAAAGUUUAAGUGAAUAUGACAAAAUGUUAUUUUAUAAGUGACCUACUGCAGCUUUAAAGUUCAGUGUACCUAGCUAUAUAAUUUGAGUGUAAUUGCUGACAAUACAUGUGCUCUGUCUGUUAUUGAAUGUGUGUAGUGAACAAUAUCAGCAUGAGCUCAAACCUCAAGUAUUUAUGAGUCACCUUUAUGAGUCUCUUAAGCAUACACCUCCUGAGGUAAAGAGCAUGCUGAGGUCACUGAGGAAAGACUUACUGGUUGUAAUCCAGCUCCAGCCAGCACACAGCACACACUACCACACCUGCAGCAGCCUGUUUCCCAGAGGCAGCUUUAUUCAGUUGUAGUGAAAGGCUGAACCUGUCUGUCCCAUCCCGAUUGUUGCAUUCAGCAAAGAUAACCACGUAACUCAGUAAACCUGCUUCUUGAAACACUGGAAGCUUUUGCUUGUGUAAACACAAUCAUAUGGUGUGGGUUUCCAGCACUUUGUGUGUUUUAUAUAUUUAUAUAUAUAUAAUAAAUGAUAUGUGCCAAAUGUUUGCUGGAUUGAAAACAUUUCUCCUGUACAGUACAUUGCUGGACAUUUAAUCCACUGUCGGUCUGUACCUGCCUUUGUUCUCUCCUUGCUCAUUCAUUUAUGUACUUAUGGAACCAAAAACAAUAUUUAAGAAAAUGCUCUUGACGGAAUGUGUAAGUGAUUUGUUUUUUGUAUCCAUUGUUAAUGUUGAGUCUGUUCCAAAUAUAAAUGCAAGAAAUAAAGAACUUUUUUUGCCA